Aphanomyces invadans is the source of this 703-nucleotide messenger RNA. RefSeq lists its product as hypothetical. Lineage: Eukaryota; Oomycota; Saprolegniomycetes; Saprolegniales; Verrucalvaceae. The record is from RefSeq and is a predicted model, not a curated record. The transcript has a single exon. Bases 27 to 542 code for a protein of 171 amino acids.
GCUUGGCACGGCAGAUCAUCUGGUGGAUGGGAAGGGUGAUGCUGAUGCGCGCCGGGAGAUUGCGGGAAUGCAUGAAGCUAUGGCCACGAUGCACCUCUGCUGCCCAAGGUAAACACCUUCGCCAUGUGUUGUUGCUGCCGCACGCGCCGUCAGCGACGGCUGCCUUUUCGUCGGCACCUCCCGUCCCUGCACUCCCCAUCGAAAGGCUGCACAAGUCGCCGCGAUUCAGCGAAGUCGUGGUCCACAACCGCACAGUGUAUUUAUCUGGACAGCUCGCCGACAACUUAGAUGGAGACGUGAGAUCGCAAACGGCGGAAACGUUGGCGAGCAUCGACACGUUUUUAGCUGACGCGGGCACAGACAAGUCCAAGCUCCUCUCCGUGACCAUUUAUCUCAAGGACAUUCGCAAGGACUACGCCGAUAUGAAUGCUGAAUGGGACGCUUGGGUGCCCGCAGGCGCUGCUCCCGCACGUGCCACUGUUGAAGCCGCCCUCUACGAUGACCGUGUCUUGGUGGAAAUGUCAGCAAUUGCAGCGCUUUAAGUCCCUCUUGCCCAUGUCGAAGCAAACAUGUCUGGUUGCUGUCGGACUUGAUGACGCUCCUUCAUACGCCUCCUUCUUGUCGUCAAGUGCGUAGGAAUCGCUAUUUAAACCGUGUCACCGAUGCAAGUCGUCGUCAUCGAGUAAAGUCCUCGUGCAUGCCA